Messenger RNA from Penicillium soppii, 882 nucleotides. RefSeq names its product bZIP transcription factor. Bases 1 to 882 code for a protein of 293 amino acids. The transcript is spliced from 2 exons. Lineage: Eukaryota; Fungi; Ascomycota; Eurotiomycetes; Eurotiales; Aspergillaceae. The record is from RefSeq and is a predicted model, not a curated record.
AUGUCAUCAAUCGCCCCAGUAUCAAACGCCCAAAAGAGCUCUUAUUCUCCCGAUGACGAUUUGACGGGGGUUACUAGCGCGGCUUUACGGCGGAGAAUACAGAACCGUCUAAAUCAAAGAGCAUACCGCGCACGUCUCGAGGCGCGUGCUCAAAGGGAAAAGCGAAUAAAUGAAGCACCACAAGUCCCUAAAAUUGGAGAUGCUGCUACCCUCGCACUACCGAAGAGCGGAGCCAAAUCACGGCCAAAUCCAAUUAUAUGCACAUUAUGUGAGGCACAACACUCACAGUGUACAUUCGCCCCUCCGAACAUACAUGCUCUUAUGGAUGAGUUCGAAAAAAGAGCCCUGAAUAGUUAUUUGGAAGGCUCGCCAAAGACGGAUCUUUUGAUCAGCCUAAGUAGACUAAACGUCCUUCGGGCAGCAUACGAUAAUGUCAUGGCUAUGGGGAUGACAGCGGAGUGGCUUUGUCAAGAUGAACCCAUUUCAAUAUUCAGUAUACAGGGUCCUCAGCUUUCUGAGGAUAGUAUCCCAUUCACUUUACGUCCCACAGACCUACAACGAUCAACGCCACAUCAUCCAUGGCUUGAUAUUUUCCCAUUUCCUCAGUUUCGUGACAACCUCAUCCGAGCCGGAGAUAAUCUUGAUGAUGAUGAAUUAUGCCAUGACCUUACGGCGUUUUGGGACACUCGCACUAGUAAUGCUAGGUUACUCGUCUGGGGAGUACCGUCUUGUCCGGAGAAUUGGGAGGUCACAGAGGAAUUUGCUAUCAAGUGGGGUUUCUUUCUGCGAGGUUCUCCUGACAUUCUCAUUUCAACAAAUAAAUGGAGGUUGAAAAGAGGUGAGAAGCCACUGGUUUGGAAGAGAAUAUUUGGUAUAUACUAA